Molecule: messenger RNA, 810 nt
Organism: Paraphaeosphaeria sporulosa
Lineage: Eukaryota; Fungi; Ascomycota; Dothideomycetes; Pleosporales; Didymosphaeriaceae
Exons: 1
Coding region: 1-810 (269 amino acids)
Source: RefSeq, a predicted model, not a curated record
AUGGAUAAGCCAUCUCAAGACACCCUCAACCUACUAAAGGCUGGCAUCGAAAACAACACACUCCCGAUCAAGAACACCUUCAACUCUUCAACAAUCACGCUCCUACUCAAUCUCGAGAUCUCAGAAACCACCACACUUCAACUAGACAUUAACAUUCCAUUCGCGCACCAGAGCGAGGAUUCGCCAGAAGAAGCUCCCCUCGCAAAGAUACGCAUACGACAGCCCCCCUGGCUAAACAGAGCAGCGACCUCACAGCUCAACGCCCAAGUCUCCGAGACGGACGACCUCUUCACCGCAAUCGACGACAUCAAGCAAGCGGCAUCCGACCUUCUCCAGUCUCAGCUCACUCUCGCCUCGCAAUCGAAUCCCACCAACUCUCAAUCCGAUUCCGCCCCCCUUGUCCGCGCCUGGUUCUACUUCCCCUCCAUCUCCACGCGGUCCAAACGCGACGACUUUAUCAUCCAUGCCCCCUCCUACAAGCUCACUGGCUUCCUGUUCGCGGGCAAACCCGGGCUUCUUUGCCUAGAAGGCACGUCCACCAACAUCGACGCUUAUAUGAAGUUCAUCAAGACAGAGAGCUGGGGGGAUAUUCCCAGCCAUCAUAAGAAGGUUAGUGAGAGGCUGCGGGAGGAGGGUGACGAGGAGGGAGAAGGGAAGGGGAUAAGGAGAGUUUUCGAAGAUAUGCGGGAGAUUACGGAUGAGGUUGGGGAGAGGAGGGGCGCGAGGGCGAAUAGAGGAGACAUGGGGGCUGUGGAGGGGUGGCUGGGGGAGAGGGGGCUGGGGGAGGCGCUGGGAAGAGUUUUGAUGUAG